AUGAGCGGCCCAGCCGCCCGCACACACGCGCACCGACUCCGCGCGGUGCUGGUCGCGCGUCGGGCGCCACAUGCUCGACUGAGGCGCGCGCGGAACGCCGAGGGCGUGUGGCACGCCGCCCCCGUGCGGCGAGCGCGCGGUCCUCGGCGCGCGCCCUAUCAAUGGACGCCAGCCACCCGCUCGAGGUCGGCGUUCAUUCACGGCGGGCGCGUUAAUGGCGUGCGGGCCGGGCGCCCUCGUUCGGCCGGCGUCGCCCACGUGCGCGAGGAAAUGGCGCGGCGUCGCGGCGGCGGCAGGAGGCGCGCGAAAAGCGCGGCCCGCACGAGCGUAGUGCGGCGGGCGGCGUGCACGGCGGCGUGGGCGCGGAGGCUCGGCGCGACCCGCCAGCCUGCCGGCCACUUUCUCCGCGCUGAAUCACGCGCCGCUUUCGCACCGCACCGGGGCACCGUUUUGGCGAUGCCGCAAUUAGACGCGCGGCACGCGCUCCCG
This is a messenger RNA of Iphiclides podalirius (scarce swallowtail), 489 nucleotides long. The record is from the annotation of a GenBank genome assembly. Lineage: Eukaryota; Metazoa; Arthropoda; Insecta; Lepidoptera; Papilionidae.